UCCGGCUGUGGGUAGCGCGGGGCGGAAGUGUAGCGUUGCCAUGGCGAGGGCCGGGUGCGGGGCCCGCCCCCGCAGCGCCUCUGGGAGCGCGGGGCCCACUGACCCGCGGAAGCCAGCGGACCCACUUGCGCGGCGGCCGGCGCGGGACGCGAGUGUUAUGCAGGGGGAGUCUGAGGAGCACUGAGAUCACUGAGAAAGAAGACAGGUGCGGUGGCUCAUGCCUGUAAUCCCAGCACUUUGGGAGGCCGAGGCGGAACGAAGAACCUCAUGCCCGGGGCCAGAAAGGAGGCUGAGACCAGAGUGUGCUGGCACAUGGGUGAAGAGUCGUAGAAGAGGGGCCUGCAGAUUGUGCUCUCAGCAAGCUUGUCGCCUAGUGGAAGAGACUGGCCGGGACACAGAACCCACGUGUGGACGCUGCUGUGGGUUGGUGGCAGGGGUCAGGAAGGUGCCAUCAGGAGUCCUCAAAGGUGUGAGCAGCUGCCGGAAGGGGAGGUGAUCCUGAAGACACUGUGGCUGGCCCGCCUGUGCCCUUGGUGCCCUGGCUGCCUAGAGAGCCUCACCCCUGCGCCCUGGGGCCAGGACUCCAGGACUCUGACCACCUGCCCUGCCCCAGCCUCAGUGGCUGCACCUCCUCAUUAGUACUGAUGCGCUGACCUCGGCACACAGCUGGGAGGGGUUGGGGGGCUAGGCCAUGCCUGCUCCCAGGCCCCACCCAGGCUCCUGAGCCUGGAAAGUGAAAAGAGGCUCUCAGGGGCUCACAGGUGCUCUCACUGCUGAGUGGCCCUGCCCUCCCUUCCCCCUCAGCAAGUGCCAGGAAGCUGGAACCUUGUUAUCUGGGUAAUUAGUUUCAGACCCUGGACUGAGGCCGGCCAGGUCUCGGGGCUGCCUCUCAUAGGUUGUGCACCCUGACCCCGAGAGGGAGGCGAGGCACUGCUGGUCGACAGCUAGAGGCUGGCCUGGGGAGCAGGUUCGGGGUGCCCUUCCACACUGCCCUCCCUGCCCUGGCCCGUGCCCUCCAGGGCUACCUGGGCCUGGAUAUCGUGUGGGGCCUCCUGACCCAGCCAAGGACACAGAGCUUUGGGAAGGGGAUGCCCCCGAGGGUGCCAGUCCAGCCAGCUGCCCCACCCCUCAGGCCCAGCCUGGCCCCCAAGCUCCCCACUCUGGUGCCCCGAGCAGCCCUGUGGGCAAGCAGCCGCCACCAUGGCCGAGCACCUGGAGCUGCUGGCAGAGAUGCCCAUGGUGGGCAGGAUGAGCACGCAGGAGCGGCUGAAGCAUGCCCAGAAGCGGCGUGCCCAGCAGGUGAAGAUGUGGGCCCAGGCUGAGAAGGAGGCCCAGGGCAAGAAAGGUCCUGGGGAGCGUCCCUGGAAGGAGGCAGCUGGCCGAGGGCCCCCGAAGCAGGUCCUCUUCCCUCCCAGUGUUGUCCUUCUGGAGGCCGCUGCUCGAAAUGACCUGGAAGAAGUCCGCCAGUUCCUUGGGAGUGGGGUCAGCCCUGACUUGGCCAACGAGGACGGCCUGACAGCCCUGCACCAGUGCUGUAUUGAUGAUUUCCGAGAGAUGGUGCAGCAACUCCUGGAGGCUGGGGCCAACAUCAAUGCCUGCGACAGUGAGUGCUGGACACCUCUGCAUGCUGCGGCCACCUGUGGCCACCUGCACCUGGUGGAGCUGCUCAUCGCCAGCAUGCAUCCUCCUGCCGAGAGGGCAGGCCUCGGGCUCCCCCAGGGUGUGCACAGAGAAAUGUCUUGGUCAGUGAGCACAGAACUGGCAUCUGUAGUGGCAGAGAGGUCUGGGCUGCGGUCCUUCUCGAGUGCCCCCGCGAGGCCGGAUGGGGUGUGGAUGGCGGUCCCAUCACACUCAGGCGCUGCAGGGUGGGCGGGGAUGUGGGGUGCCCACAGUGGCGCCGAUCUCCUGGCGGUCAACACCGACGGGAACAUGCCCUAUGACUUGUGUGACGAUGAGCAGACGUUGGACUGCCUGGAGACUGCCAUGGCCGACCGUGGCAUCACCCAGGACAGCAUCGAGGCCGCCCGGGCCGUGCCAGAACUGCGCAUGCUGGACGACAUCCGGAGCCGGCUGCAGGCCGGGGCAGACCUCCAUGCCCCGCUGGACCACGGGGCCACGCUGCUGCACAUCGCAGCAGCCAACGGGUUCAGCGAGGCGGCUGCCCUGCUGCUGGAACACCGAGCCAGCCUGAGCGCUAAGGACCGAGACGGCUGGGAGCCGCUACACGCCGCAGCCUACUGGGGCCAGGUGCCCCUGGUGGAGCUGCUCGUGGCGCACGGGGCCGAUCUGAACGCAAAGUCCCUGAUGGACGAGACGCCCCUUGAUGUGUGCGGGGACGAGGAGGUGCGGGCCAAGCUGCUGGAGCUGAAGCACAAGCACGACGCCCUCCUGCGCGCCCAGGGCCGCCAGCGCUCCCUGCUGCGACGCCGCACCUCCAGCGCCGGCAGCCGCGGGAAGGUGGUGAGGCGGGCGAGCCUAACCCAGCGCACCGACCUGUACCGCAAGCAGCACGCCCAGGAGGCCAUCGUGUGGCAACAGCCGCCGCCCCCCAGCCCGGAGCCGCCCGAGGACAACGAUGACUGCCAGACAGACACAGAGCUCAGGCCACCGCCCCUGGAGGAGGACAACCCCGAAGUGGUCAGGCCGCACAAUGGCCGAGUAGGGGGCUCCCCAGCGCGGCAUCUGUACUCCAAGCGACUGGACCGGAGUGUCUCCUACCAGCUGAGCUCCCUGGACAGCACCGCCCCCCACACGCUGGUCCAUGACAAGGCCCACCACACCCUGGCUGACCUGAAGCGGCAGCGAGCUGCUGCCAAGCUGCAGCGACCCCCCCCUGAGGGGCCCCACAGCCCUGAGACGGCCGGGCCUGGCCUGCCUGGUCACACGGAGACCCCCCAGCCUGACGGUGGCUUCAGGGCAGGCGGGGACCCACCCCUGCUCAAGCUCACAGCCCCAGCGGUGGAGGCCCCUGUGGAGAGGAGGCCGUGCUGCCUGCUCAUGUGAGGGGGUUCCUCGGCGGGCAGGGCUCCUGUCCCCGGGCACAGCCCAAGGCUGCCUCCGCACGGUGCGUGCCCUGGUGCUGCGGGUGGGCAGCACAGAAACCCUGGCUUUAUGCAGGACACUGGCCCCGAGAAGCCCCGGCUGUGACUGUGCAGGACACUGGCCCCUCUCAGGGCAGAAGACAUGCCUGGAGGGACAUCUGACUGCAAAGACUAUUUUUAUCUUGCAACUCUUGAUAAAGGGCUGUUUGCCAUG
Molecule: messenger RNA, 3255 nt
Organism: Rhinopithecus roxellana (golden snub-nosed monkey)
Lineage: Eukaryota; Metazoa; Chordata; Mammalia; Primates; Cercopithecidae
Gene: PPP1R16A
Product: protein phosphatase 1 regulatory subunit 16A
Exons: 15
Coding region: 1201-3003 (600 amino acids)
Cellular component (GO): cytoplasm
Molecular function (GO): enzyme inhibitor activity; protein phosphatase regulator activity; protein binding
Source: RefSeq, a predicted model, not a curated record